Messenger RNA from Lolium perenne, 991 nucleotides. RefSeq lists its product as uncharacterized. Gene Ontology annotation, biological process: translation. Gene Ontology annotation, cellular component: ribosome; small ribosomal subunit; mitochondrion. The record is from RefSeq and is a predicted model, not a curated record. Lineage: Eukaryota; Viridiplantae; Streptophyta; Magnoliopsida; Poales; Poaceae. Gene Ontology annotation, molecular function: structural constituent of ribosome; RNA binding.
GCUCCAAUCCCUGAUCGCUGUUCCUUAACCCAGCCGCCGGUUAGCCACACCGCCGUUUCGCCCGUCGACGCGUGCCCGCCGCCGCAUCUCUAGCAACCGCCGGACCCCGGUCGCGUUCCUCUCCCUCUUCUCGCGUGCGCGCGACAAGCGGCGCCGCAGUCGAGAUCAUGCAGUCUCGCACGUGGUCCAUCCUGCGCGGCUUAGCGCGCCGCGGCGCCGGUGCUGCCGCCGGAGCGCCGGCUGGGUCCGGGGUCGGCUCAGCCCAGUUAGGUGGCCUCGGUCCUUCCCUUCAUUCCGCUGGAAUCUCCACCGGCUCAGCCUGCAUGCUCGCCCGCCAGAAUGGAGGUUUUGGUGAUGGUGGAUUCAUCGACUCCAUUCGUAUCGGCGGUGUUGUGCUACCGAACCACAAGAGGCUGGAAUACUCGCUACAGUCCAUCCACGGCAUCGGGCGGGCACGCGCCCGUCAGAUCCUUUCGGAACUCAAUGUUGAGAACAAAGUCACCAAGGACCUCUCCAAGCUGGAGAUCAUCACCCUCCGCGAGGAGAUCGCCAAGUACAUGAUUGAAGGAGACCUGAAACGGUUUAACCGUGCGGCAAUCGAGAGACUGGAGGGGAUUAAAUGCUACAAGGGCAUCCGGCACGAGCUUGCUCUCCCUGUGCGUGGCCAGAGGACAAAGACCAACUGCAGGACUCGCAAGGAAAAGAGGGCCUGAGGCGUCAAACAAGUUGUCAGCCUCCCAGAAAGAAUAAAUCAUAUUGUCAUGUAUUUACUUCCUGUUUGGUUUUCUUUGUAUUGCAUUACUGCGCUAAACUGUUAAUCGACAGUCAAUCCAGUAAAUGCUAGGUGUCUCCCAGCACAGCCUCUGGUGGACUUCCAGAAGCUGUUAAAUUCAGUUGCUUUGUUCUAUUUGAAUUGAGUUUAAUGUUUGAACAUCUGCAAUUUUGCCUGCCAAAAUUUUAAUAUGCUUAUAGAUCUAUGAUUCUAUGAUAA